This is a messenger RNA of Trichoplusia ni (cabbage looper), 1979 nucleotides long. Its product is annotated as L-threonine ammonia-lyase-like. The transcript has 10 exons. Gene Ontology annotation, biological process: L-threonine catabolic process; L-serine catabolic process. The record is from RefSeq and is a predicted model, not a curated record. Lineage: Eukaryota; Metazoa; Arthropoda; Insecta; Lepidoptera; Noctuidae. Gene Ontology annotation, molecular function: threonine deaminase activity; L-serine ammonia-lyase activity. The coding region runs from base 551 to 1828 and encodes 425 amino acids.
AAACGACUUUCGUUAUGUAGAUACUCAUAUUGUACAUACAAGUAGAUAUUAUCUACUUAACUCAUAUUGCAUUUGUGUACCCAAGCGCUAAGUUGUUUAUUACAACGCUGCACCCGACCUUUUGUUGAUGAUGCACAGAACACUCUCCUACCUUGGUAUAUCAGGGGGUUGAUGCCAACUGUUAAAGUUACACGGUUACAGUAGUGCGAGCUUAAUAGCGCACUGUAUCGAGCAAUGCCUCUUCCACAAAGCAGUAAUACCUAUUCUAUAAUCAGCUGUUAGUAUUGGUCCUUAGAAUUUAUCUAGUUACGUACGAAACUACGUUCACGGUCUCGAUGCCAGCAUUUUAUCCAAGUUCAAUUGUAACCCAUCCUCUUUCGUGAUCCGCGAACUUUUGUCUUCUGUUGCCUUUUGCCAAUCCAUUAUGACAUUACAUUUAUCAACCUAAAAAGGUUCUAGGUAUAUAAAAUGUGAGAAAUAUCAAAAUAAUUGGAAUAUUUUGCUAAAUUCUAAAUUCUUGCCUUCAUUUAUCGUUAAGAAAACAUUUAUAAUGGAUGAAACGUUAAUUAAAGAUGACCGUCCGCAUGUGUUGUCAUUUAAUGAAAUCAAACAAGCUGCGGAGAGAAUAGAAGGUGGUAUCAUUCACACACCACUUUGCGAAGCAAAGAUCAGCAAAUACAUGGACUACAACAUUUAUUUGAAAUGUGAAAACUUGCAAUACAGUGGAAGUUGCGCGGAGCGAGGCAUCCGUAACGCAAUGUUGGCGUACGGAGUGGCGGGCAGUGAGCGCGGCAUUAUUGUGCCCUCUCAUGGGAACAUGGCGCUAGGCGCUGCCUACCAGGGCAGUACUCUAGGCGUCCCGGUGACGGUGGUGUUACCGGAGCGCACUCCGCCGGCGCACGCGCAGCGCUGCUCCGAGCUCGGCGCCGAUGUCGUGCUAUGCGGGGACUCCCUCGACGACGCGAUCACAUACGCCAAGAAAGUGCACAGAGACAGCCGGCAAAUAUACAUGGAGUCUGACGAUCCUUUGGUGAUGGCCGGCCUGGGCACGUUGGGGUUGGAGAUCAUCACGCAGCUGCCCGAAGCGGACGCGGUGAUAGUCCCAGUGGGCUCCGGCGGGUUGCUGGCGAGCGUUCUCAUCGCCUGCAAGAAACUUAAGUGCUCCUGUCUAGUUUAUGGGGCGGAGUGCUCGAAGGUGCCAAAAAUGAUGAAAGCGCUGCAGGCAGGGUACCCAGUACCGGUGAACGUUGUCCCGAACCUGAGCGAAGGACUUAACACCUCUAUUGUGGGGGUUAAUGCCUUUGCCACACUCAAGGGAAGACUAGAUAGGAUGUUGUUAGUCGACGAAGUGUACAUAGCGCGAGCCAUGAUAUCGAUGUUGGAGCGCGAGCGGCUGGUGGCGGACGGCGCCGGCGUGUGCGCCAUCGCGGCUGUCAUGCAAGGCCUCGCGCCAGAGCUCCGGGGAAAACGAGCGGUGUGCAUAGUAAGCGGCGGCAACAUCGACUCGGGCCGGCUGUCGCGCACGAUCCAGCGCGGGCUGGGCUCGAGCGGGCGGCUCAUGCGUUUCGCCGUGGCCGUGCCCGACCACCGAAGUGGGUUGGAGCACCUUGCCAAGGUCAUAUCAGACCAGAACGCCGUGCUCAAGAGCCUCGUCACCGAACAGAUGUGGGUGCACAGCGAUGUUACUACCACAUGGGCUAAUGUGGUGGUGGAAACAACAAAUGAGGAUCAUGCUACGAAUUUCAAAGAAAAGGUGCGAGAUGUGUAUCCAUCUGCUAGAUUUGCAGUCGCUGACCUCGACGAAAAGCACAAAAUUUCAGUCCGAUGAAGAUUAGUCUAUUUGUCUGAGCUGUCUUUACAUAAAGUCAAUUAUUAAAAAUCUUAAGUGUAUAAGUUGCAAAGUGAAACUAAAAUUGAUGAGUGAUGUGAAUUGUAAAUGUAAAACAAGGAGUUUAAAGUAAAAACUAUGAUUUUAUGGA